Messenger RNA from Maudiozyma saulgeensis, 1323 nucleotides. NCBI's taxonomy places the organism in Eukaryota, Fungi, Ascomycota, Saccharomycetes, Saccharomycetales, Saccharomycetaceae. The record is from the annotation of a GenBank genome assembly.
AUGGGAUUUGUAAGGAAUGCCCUUGGUUUAGAACCACCUUCAGUAGAAACUGAUCCCACGCCAGAGAAUAGAUAUCACCCUUGGGAUCAAUCACCUUAUCCACAGAUACGAGAAAGGGCUAAAAGAAUAAUGGAAGUAGCCAAAUGUCCAGUGACAGGUAAAAAUAUUCAAUAUAUAUGUCCUUUGUCAGGUAUUCCUACUCAUCACUCUAAAGAAGCCUGGGAAAUGGAUAAAAAUUAUCAUGAUAAUAAAAUUUAUGAAAAAUUAAAGAAAGUUAAUAUAUAUGAACAUGAUUUGAGAAGUGGAAGACCGUUUCCUGAAUUUGAAUUUCCUUUGAGUCAAGGUAGAGAUAGAGUCAUCAAUAUGACCAAUUGGGAUUUAUUUUUUUAUACAAGAGGUUUCUAUUCAAUGGAUACAGAAUUCCAAUUAGCUGCUAUGACUAAAAUGUUAAGUUAUCCAUUAACUAUUGCAUCUGUCCUAUCUCAAUUUUCUCCAUAUUUUUUAAACCCUAAGGGCCCUGUAACAUUAGAAGGUUUAAAAUCAUUGGCAGCUCUUCGUUAUACCCUUUAUUCAAAUCAAUCCGGUAAUGGUAAUGCUAGUGGUAAUUUAUUGACAAGAGCUAUGGAUCCAAAAAUUGAUAGUAAGGUCAAAGAAGUAUCGUUAAAGAAUAGACCUAUACGAUUAUUCAUUCUAGGUGCAAGAGCCGAGACACAACUUCCUGGGUAUGUAUGGAAACAAUUACAAUAUUUAUUUCCUUUACAAACAUUCGAAAUUUAUUUUAUUGGUCCCGAAUCUUAUUAUGAUAAUCAACAAAAAAAAUACGUCAGAAGACAUGAUGGGAAACCAUUUAUACGAAAAGUUGAUGAAACUUUAAAGUUAAUCCAUUAUACUGAUUAUUUUAAUGUAUUUCAUAAAAUGGAAGAGUUUUAUCCUUAUGAUCCAUUCUUUGAUUGUUUUUUCACUUUCCAUCCAGGAUUUUCUUCACCAGGUAGCACAUCAAUUGCCAAAGGUAAAGAUACAUGGAUUAACAGUGGUACAAUGAAAGCAUUACUGGACACCAAAUGUGCAAUUUUCACCACCGGGUUUAAUGAAACAGAUAUUAUCAAUGAUAUGACUCUUUUACAAAAUAAAUUUAAUUCUGAAAUUGAUAUCUUGAUGAAUCCAAUUGAAAAUGUAUUCAAGAGUACAAAAUGGGAAUUGAAUGAUUUUAACCCUCAAGAAGUAUAUCAAUUUAACAUGUAUAUAGCUGGUUUUAGAGGUAAACGUUACCACACUACAGAAGGGUCGAGGUCAUCCUUUAGAAGAUCUCUCAGGGGUCAGUAA